UUUCAUCCAGAAUUCAAUGUCACGUUUGAUCCUUUGAUAUUUACAGCAGAAACUCUGCUUUAAUAAGACAUUAAACAUGUUUAAAUUAAAUAGUUUGUUGGUUAAUUGUAGGAACAAUGUUUGUCGAAAGCUGUUCGUCUCCAUGAACACAAAAGAAAGCUUCCUACGUGGAAACUGUGAACCGACUCAGACCUUCUGUUUUUCUGCUGUCAGACUGGAGGAAGCUGCAGAAUCCACAAAAUCCACCACCGACUUCAGCUAUUUGCCACCGCUGCCUGGUCAGGAUAGUCCGCUGAGGUGGUCUGGAAAAAAGUUUGAGGAGUUACCGAUUGCUCACAUUAGAGCCACAUACAACAAUACUCUCAUUAAUGUGAGGGACAUCGACGGUAAAACACUGGUCAAGACAUCCUGUGGAGCUGAAGGAUUCAAGAACAUCAAGAAGUCCACACCCAUCGCUGCUCAGACCACCGGCAUCUCUGCAGCCACUAAAGCCGUGGCUAAAGGUCUGACGCACGUUCGUAUUGUGGUCAAAGGUCUUGGACCUGGACGUCAGUUUGCCAUCAAAGGUUUGUCAAUGGGCGGUCUUGAUGUUGUGUCAAUCACAGACAACACCGCUGUACCACACAAUGGAUGUCGUCCACGCAAAGUCAGAAGGGUGUGACGGCAGUCGACCGAAACCAUGAAGAACCUGCUAAAUAAAGUGUUUGUUUACUUUC
Thalassophryne amazonica is the source of this 716-nucleotide messenger RNA. It is a transcript of the gene mrps11, whose product is annotated as mitochondrial ribosomal protein S11. The record is from RefSeq and is a predicted model, not a curated record. Gene Ontology annotation, biological process: maturation of SSU-rRNA from tricistronic rRNA transcript (SSU-rRNA, 5.8S rRNA, LSU-rRNA); translation; ribosomal small subunit assembly. The coding region runs from base 77 to 661 and encodes 194 amino acids. The transcript is spliced from 6 exons. Gene Ontology annotation, molecular function: small ribosomal subunit rRNA binding; structural constituent of ribosome; mRNA 5'-UTR binding. NCBI's taxonomy places the organism in Eukaryota, Metazoa, Chordata, Actinopteri, Batrachoidiformes, Batrachoididae. Gene Ontology annotation, cellular component: ribosome; mitochondrial small ribosomal subunit.